AUGGAUUCAGAGCAGUAUAAGGUAGAACCACACUACAUAGACGGCAGCAGCGGUCAUCACUGGCACGCCACAGCAAAAGUGGGCGACUCGGAUUCCAGGGCACGAGAAGGUGACGGCGGCUGGAAGCUCCUGGAAGUGUCGCUUUCCGGGGGUGCGCCGUGGGGGUUCACGCUCCGCGGCGGGCUGGAACAUCGCGAGCCACUGCUUAUCACCAAGGUGGAGGAGGCCAGCAAGGCGGCAGCUGUGGGCCUGCAGGUGGGAGAUGAGCUCGUCAACAUUAACGAGAUUCCCUUGAGCGGCUUCAGGCAGGAGGCAAUCUGCUUGGUGAAAGGCUCCCACCGGACACUCAGCCUCAUAGUGAAAAGGAAUGUGAAAAUGGUGGACAUUGUAGCUCACAAAAUGCCUUCAGAGAAUGACGUGCAUGUGGCCCGAAGCUUCCUUACCAAGAUUUUGCGAAGUUCAAUGAGAAAGAACCAAUUCCUAGGACGCAAUGAACCCAUAAGCAGGCCGCACUCCUGGCACUCCACAAAGUUCAACGAAGGCCAGUCCGAGUCAGCCAAAAGACAACAGUCUCCACCCUCGGCGGUUGUGUGGCACACCACGUACGAUGCGAGUUCCUCAUCAACUGACCUGUCGUCCGGCUGGGAGCAAACAAACCUCUGCAGGGUUUCAGACCAGUACAGCUCUCUGGGCAGCAUGGACAGUUUAGAGCACGUCCCCCACCCGUACCCGGCUGGUCAGCUGUCUCCCGCCAAGUCCAACAACAGCAUGGAGCACCUUGGCGGUGGCAAACGAGACUCUGCCUACAGCUCCUUCUCCACCAGCUCUGGCACGCCAGACUUCACGCUUUCAAAAAGCAACACGGCUUCCACAGAGAAUGUGUUAUACAAAGUAAGCCAGUGGGAUGCUGGAGGGAGGUCCGUUAAUGGCAGGACUGCCCAAAGUCUAACGGAGGGAGUCAAACAGGAUGACAGAUUGACCUACUUUCAGAUGCCAGGAACCUGUGAUGGCCCCCAAACUGACGACCAGGCCGGCUCCCGCCACUCCACAUCGGGCAGAGCGAGUUGCGGACCGGUCUGGCAUGUUCCAGAAAAAAAGAAGACCUCCUCCCCCUCUCCACCACCGCCAACCCCGCCAACACGCAGUGAUAGUUUUGCCGCCACUAAGGAACGAGGGAUCGUCGUAACGCAUCCUGAACCUCCCAGUACGCGUAUCCCGGGAAAGCCUGCUGCUGAAGAUCUCAAUGUCCAGAACCGGUCCCCGAAGCAUGACAGGGCUAGUUUUUACACUCACGGGCAGUUUAGCUCGAACAAGCUGCAUUCCCUUUCCAGCUGUGAUGUCCGGCAAGGUCAUCCUACGCAUCACAGAAACCAUAGCGAUAAAAGCACUUUUCCUGCACAACCGUGGCCCGCAACCGCUCCCAAGCCGCUAAAUGUCGGGGGCUACUUCUCCAGCAUGCAGGAGCUGCCCACUAACGGUUCUUCUCAACCUGUCGGCCAGAACCUUAGGAGGAAUUUAAGCACAUCUCAAGCGAUUGCUCCCAAAGACCCAAACAUUGAGGGAAGUGGGCAUAACCGGUACUACUGUGUAACUACAGCAGGAAAAGCAGAUGACAGGAAAAAUUCUGCUGGCCUCGACUUGAACCAGACAGGAAAUGAGCAGAAUUCUCAACAAGCAAUCACCAAAGCAAAAUAUCACAUUCCUCCACAGCAGCAGUACUCUUCUAAUGGUAGAGAUACUAAUGGAUACAACAAACACCAUGUUACCUCUGUUCUAGACACCUCUCCUAAAGCCACUGAUGACCUCAGAAGCCAGAGGGGACAGAGUUUACAAAAUGAAGAGUCUCUGUACACGAGUUGUCCCCCAAUCAGAUUCUCGGACCAACGGCGGUCACUUCCUCUGCAUCACAAAGAAUUCCCCCAAGAUACAAGGCACCACAGCCAGGCCGGUGACAAGAUCUGCCCUGAGAACACCCCCAUGCUCCAUUCAUUGUCCAUGGACGCAAAGGGCGAGCCCUCAAAAGGUGCGAACUCAGAGAAAACGGAGUCUAAACAGUUACAACGCAGCGACCGUUUUGCCACCGCCUUAAAGAGCGAAAUCCAGUUGAGAAGAGCCAAGCUGCAGAAGAGUAAGAGUGCGGCAACUCUUCCCAACGAAAACCAAGAUGGCCAAUAUCCGUGGAUUUCUAAUCAGAGCUCCACUCCCGCUUUGGUGGACAGCCCUUUCACAAACACUUACAAAGAUAACUUGAAGGAAGCACAAGCUCGGGUACUUAAAGCCACUUCCUUCAGGAGGAAAGAUCUGGAACCAGUUUUAGUGGAACACCCAUCAGCCGAAGCCAUACCCAGUUACCCUUCCUCAUCAAUGGCUCGGAAAGAUCUCACUCCUCUUCCGACAUUGUCCGAGGCAGGGAUCAGUAAAUCUGGGCCUUUACGCAUUGGUGGACGUAAGCGCUUUGCAGCAGAACAGAAAGUAAGGUCCUUCUCUGACCCAGACAAAAUCCAUGAAGCUGGCGUACAAGGAGAAGAAGGUACAAACUGUUCCCUGGAUCAGCAAAACAGAAAUUUGAUUGGCCCUAGUAACAUGUCCACCAAAACUGAGAAUCUCGGUGAUUCCACAGUCAAAGGUCUUGCCGGUGAAACUGGGCCUGUACUGAAAGAGAAAAGGACAAUAGGCGACCCUCAGGGUGGACCAGCAUACUCUGUCCAGGACCAGCAACGUCUAGGCACUUUCGCGGAGUACGAGGCCAGAUGGAACAUCCAGAAGAAACCUCCAGAGACUCGAGCCUCGGGAAGAUUCAGGUCCGCCGACAACAUUCUGGACCCUGGCUCGGAUGAGCGAGUGAAACCGGACUGUUUUCACGAAAGGUCACGAUCUUCACCCUCUGCUGACUUCUAUGGGCAGGCAACUCAUGACCCUGCAUUAAAGCCGAAUCAGCAGUUUUCCAAAAUGGAAGAUAAACCCGCUGGGCAACUCAACUCUGCCUCAAGCGUCCCGGCGGACUGCAAAGUGAGAGAGAAAUCUGUUGAGUGUGAACGCGGAGCUUCUACGACAGCUACAGCCGCCGUCAACCACAGAGCGCCCGAGCCGAGCCGCUCUCAGGUCACGGACCGAGCAGAGUCUCCCGCGCCCGGAUGCCCCGAGGUCAACCACGAGGACUCGGCGCUUCCCCAAAAUCGCACCCCGAACGGCGAGGCUAAAAAGGCAGACGGCAAAGCGCGAGUCGCCAUGGAGGCUGUCCGUUCGCCUUCCCCGCAGUUUUCCCCGCAGAGACUUAGCGACAAGCCACCAGUGUCACUGAACGACCAAGACUUAAACGGGAUGGAAAACGGGACGGAAAAACCAGCCGGAGCGGUGAAGAAAGUGCCCGUCAGGAUCGUACAGUCGGAGGGAACGGCAAACGAGGCGUCCACGGCCAGAACUGGCGGUCCCGAUAUUAGCAAGCUCGGCAGUUUGGGAGCCGGCGGGCAGGACUCGGUCUUCAGUGCUUUCACUCGGCAGAAAGAACCCGACGAGCCGGUGAAGGACACCGCACCGAUAAUCUCAGAGGAGCGGAAGAGGGAAGAAUUGGCUCGAGACAUCAUGGACAAGGACAAGUCGCUGGCGGACAUCCUGGAUCAGAGCAAGAUGAAGACCACUAUGGACCUGAUGGAGGGUUUGUUUCCUCAAGGCGAGCAGGUGCUGGAAGGAGCUCACCAACGUCGGAAAGCACCAGUCAAACCCCCGAAUUCCACCAGGCACGCUGAGGAAAGGGAGAAGCAGGACAACAUGGCAGCAGCAGUCGCCAUGGUGACCAGCUCUACGUAUUACAGCACGUCCGCCCCCAAAGCCGAGCUUCUCAUCAAGAUGAAAGACAUGCAGGAGCAGAACGAGGACUACGGUGACUCAGAGGAUGAACUGGACUUGGAUCUGGCCAAUAAGAAGCAAGAGCUGAUGGACAGCCUGAGCAAAAAGCUGCAGGUUCUGCGCGAAGCCCGCCAAAGCCUACAGGAGGACGUGCUCGACAACAACGCGCUGGGAGAUGAGGUGGAGGCGCGCGUCCAGCAGGUGUGCAAGCCCAACGAGCUGGACAAAUUUCGGAUGUUCGUAGGCGACCUGGACAAAGUCGUGAGCCUUCUUCUGUCGUUAUCGGGUCGCCUGGCCCGAGUGGAGAACGCCCUCAACAGUUUGGACGAGGAAGCCACACCAGAAGAGAGACGCACGCUAACAGAGAAGCGCAAGCUCCUCAUCCGCCAGCACGAAGACGCCAAGGAGCUGAAGGACAACCUGGACCGUCGGGAGCGGGCCGUCUACGACAUCCUGGCGAGCUACCUGCCCGAGGACGGCAUGGCCGACUACGAGCACUUUGUCAAGAUGAAGUCGGCGCUCAUCAUCGAGCAGCGCAAGCUGGAGGACAAAAUCAAACUGGGCGAAGAGCAGCUCAAGUGCCUGCUGGACAGCCUGCCUAUCGAGCAACGCUUGGCCCUUUGA
This is a messenger RNA of Nerophis lumbriciformis (worm pipefish), 4470 nucleotides long. Lineage: Eukaryota; Metazoa; Chordata; Actinopteri; Syngnathiformes; Syngnathidae. The record is from RefSeq and is a predicted model, not a curated record.